Messenger RNA from Mesoplodon densirostris (Blainville's beaked whale), 2936 nucleotides. RefSeq names its product protein regulator of cytokinesis 1-like. The transcript has a single exon. Gene Ontology annotation, molecular function: microtubule binding. Gene Ontology annotation, biological process: microtubule cytoskeleton organization; mitotic spindle midzone assembly. Lineage: Eukaryota; Metazoa; Chordata; Mammalia; Artiodactyla; Ziphiidae. Gene Ontology annotation, cellular component: spindle; cytoplasm; mitotic spindle midzone. The coding region runs from base 100 to 1794 and encodes 564 amino acids. The record is from RefSeq and is a predicted model, not a curated record.
ACCGGGAGUGAGACCGCUGGUGCUUGUGGGUGGUUGCUGCGUUCGGGCCCGCGUGGAGAGGGUCGGGGCCUCGACACCCGCCUGCUUGGAGCGUCCGCCAUGAGGAGAAGUGAGGUGCUGGCAGAGGAGUCCAUAGUAUGUCUCCAGAAAGCCCUGAAUCACCUUCGGGAAAUAUGGGAAUUGAUUGGGAUUCCAGAGGACCAGCGGUUACAAAGAACUGAGGUUGUAAAGAAGCAUAUCAAGGAUCUCCUGGAUAUGAUGAUUGCUGAAGAGGAAAGCCUGAAGGAAAGGCUCAUCAAAAGCAUAGCCAUCUGCCAAAAAGAGCUGAACACUCUGUGCAGUGAGCUACAUGUCGAGCCAUUUCAGGAAGACGGAGAGAUGACCAUCUUGCAGCUAGAAAAGGAUUUGCGCACUCAGGUAGAACUGAUGAGAAAACAGAAAAAGGAGAGAAAACAAGAACUGAAACUACUUCAAGAACAAGAUCAAGAACUGUGUGAAAUUCUUUGCAUGCCCCACUAUGACAUUGACAGCACCUCAGUUCCCAGCUUAGAAGAGCUGAGCCAGUUUAGACAACACGUGGCAACUUUGAGGGAAACAAAGGCAUCUAGGCGUGAGGAGUUUGUCAACAUAAAGAGACAGAUCAUACUGUGUAUGGAAGAAUUAGAACACACACCAGACACAAGCUUUGAAAGAGAUGUGGUCUGUGAAGAUGAAGAUGCCUUUUGUUUAUCUUUGGAAAAUAUUGCAACACUACAGAAGUUGCUACGGCAGCUGGAAAUGCGAAAAUCACAAAACGAAGCAGUGUGUGAGGGGCUGCGUGUGCAGAUACGAGAACUCUGGGAUAGGUUGCAAAUACCUGCAGAAGAGAGAGAAGCUGUGGCCACAGUUAUGACUGGGUCAAAGGCCAAGGUCCGGAAAGCGUUAGAAGUGGAUCGGUUGGAAGAACUGAAAAUGCAAAACAUGAAGAAAGUGAUUGAGGCAAUACGAGUGGAGCUGGCUCAGUACUGGGACCAGUGUUUUUAUAGCCAGGAGCAGAGACAAGCUUUUGCCCCUUACUAUUCUGAGGACUACACAGAAAAUCUGCUCCAACUCCAUGAUGCCGAGAUUGUGCGGUUAAGAAACUACUAUGAGGUUCACAAAGAACUCUUUGAAGGGGUCCAGAAGUGGGAAGAAAGCUGGAAGCUUUUCUUAGAGUUCGAGAGAAAAGCUUCAGAUCCAAGUCGAUUUACAAAUCGUGGAGGAAAUCUUCUAAAAGAAGAAAAGCAGCGAGCCAAGCUCCAAAAAACACUCCCUAAGUUGGAAGAGGAGUUGAAAGCAAGGAUUGAAAUGUGGGAGCAGGAGCAUUCAAAGGCAUUUGUGGUGAAUGGGCAGAAAUUCAUGGAGUAUGUAACAGAACAGUGGGAGAUGCACCGACUGGAGAAAGAGAGAGCCAAGCAGGAACGACAACUAAAGAACAAGAAGCAAACUGAGACAGAGAUGCUCUAUGGCAGUAUUCCGCGAACACCCAGCAAGCGGCGAGGAUUGGCACCUGGCACGCCAGGCAAAGUGCGCAAGCUGAACACUACCACUGUGUCCAAUGCUACGGCCAACAGCAGCAUUCAGCCUGCCUUUUCGGGGACAGUCUGCCGCUCCCCUGUGUCUCGCCUUCCACCUUCUGGCAGCAAGCCAGUCACCACUUCCACCUGUUCGGGGAAAAAAACACCCCGUGGCAUCAAGCAUGGAGCCAACAAGGAGAACCUGGAGCUCAAUGGCAGCAUCCUCAGCGCGAGAACUCUCAAAGGCUUCCAAAUCUGAUGCUACUUCUCGAAUCCUCAAUUCAACCAACAUCCAGUCCUGAGAAGCCCUGAUCAGUCAUCCAGCUAAGGUUUCCUAUGCCCUGUGCCUAAUUAUACAGGGGUGGCUUUAAUGUUUCUUCAGCUUAGAUGUGCUUGAAAGCCUGGACAGGUUCCAUUACCAUGGGCCUAACUUACAGAAGUGAAUGAGUUACAGAUGAGAGUCCAUCAUAAGCUUAGUACGUCCUUAGACACUUGGUUUUAUUUUGACUCAAGAAAUACAUUAAAACAUAGUUCAUAGCAGUAAGCGUAAAUUUUAGCAUAUCGAACCUAAUUUCUUUCCCUACCCCGUAAUUGUACUUGCUAAAGCAUGCUCAAGGGCUUGUUUUACUUCACCAUUGUGUAGUUAAAUGAUUGACUAUGCCCAAGCUUGGGGUAUGGUACAUGAAGUAGUUUUUGGCUUGUACACUUAUAAUUAGCAAUUAACAUCUUUUUUGUUUAGGGAUAUUCAGUUAAUGCUAUAGCUUCAGUAGCUUUGCUCUCACCUAAAGGCCUGUCCCCACCACACAGGACAGCCUUCCUCCUGAUGAAGAUGUCUGUGUGUCAGAAGUUGGGAUGGCCUGACUCACAGCCAAAGAGGUGACAGGGAGGCUGGGAGCACCUUUGUUAAAUUGUGUACAGUUUUGUUGUAUAUAGGCCAGUGCUGUGGGGUUAUGUGUGUGAACACACGUACUUGUCUGAACUCUGCUUCAGUUUUUCUCUGGGUCCAGUUCCCCAUCCCUGUGCCCCCUGUGCCUGAGUUCCUCCACCCUCUGCACUUGCCAGCCAAGUUGGGAGGCUGUUUGGAUGGGUUGGGCCGUUUCUGUCGUGGAGAUCUGGAACUUUGCACAUAUCAGUACUGGGGAGCUGUUCCUGCUGUAGCAUCCACGAUGAGGCUCCUUCUUUACCUAGCCUAUGUAUCAGUCACUACUGUGCUCCCCAAAGCACUAUUAUUUAUUCUCCGUCUGCCUGCACCAGUACUACUGGCAGCACAGUAAAUGGUUCUUGGAAGCUUACCAGUGUGGAUUUGGUCUGUGCCAGCCAUGCUGUUUAGGCAUACAUAUAAAUGUCCUGAUUUUAAAAUAUAAAUAUUCUUAAAAAUAAAUUAAAAUGUGUGUACUUAUA